Molecule: messenger RNA, 228 nt
Organism: Cladophialophora immunda
Lineage: Eukaryota; Fungi; Ascomycota; Eurotiomycetes; Chaetothyriales; Herpotrichiellaceae
Exons: 1
Coding region: 1-228 (75 amino acids)
Source: RefSeq, a predicted model, not a curated record
AUGGACAAAAGCCAGAUAACCAAGCAGAGAAGAUCCCUCGAAAAUGAAGACUACGCCGCUGCUUCAUCCCGGCGAUACGCGCGGGACCACGACGACGACGACAAUGAUGACGACGGAUUGCCUCAGCGAGAAUUCAGGUUUGGCGGCGAGAAGCGAAGCAAUAUGAGGGACCGGAGCUUGAGCCCGUACAGCAAAAGGCUGGCUCUAACGCAGGCGAUGAAUAUGUGA